Messenger RNA from Molossus molossus (Pallas's mastiff bat), 660 nucleotides. RefSeq names its product fibroblast growth factor 19 (gene FGF19). Gene Ontology annotation, cellular component: extracellular region; cytoplasm. The transcript is spliced from 3 exons. Gene Ontology annotation, biological process: positive regulation of cell population proliferation; fibroblast growth factor receptor signaling pathway; cell differentiation. The record is from RefSeq and is a predicted model, not a curated record. The coding region runs from base 1 to 660 and encodes 219 amino acids. Lineage: Eukaryota; Metazoa; Chordata; Mammalia; Chiroptera; Molossidae. Gene Ontology annotation, molecular function: fibroblast growth factor receptor binding; growth factor activity.
AUGCGGAGCGCUCAGAUCCGAUGCGUCGUGGCCCGCGCCCUGAUCCUGGCCGGCCUCUGGCUGGCCACGGCCGGGGGCCCCCUAGCCCUUUCAGACGCUGGGCCGCACGUGCACUACGGCUGGGGGGAGUCCAUCCGCCUGCGGCACCUGUACACCUCCGGCCCCCACGGCCCGUCCAGCUGCUUCCUGCGCAUCCGCGCGGACGGCACGGUGGACUGCGCGCGGGGCCAGAGCGCGCACAGUUUGGUGGAAAUCAGGGCAGUCGCUUUGCGGAAAGUGGCCAUCAAAGGUGUGCACAGUGUCCUGUACCUCUGCAUGGGAGCCGACGGCAGGAUGCUGGGGCUGCCUCAGUUCUCGCCUGAGGACUGUGCCUUUGAGGAGGAGAUCCGCCCCGAUGGCUACAACGUGUACCGGUCCAAGAAGCACCAGCUGCCCGUGUCCCUGAGCAGCGCCAGGCAGAGGCAGCAGUACAAGGACAGGGGCUUUCUGCCGCUGUCCCACUUCCUGCCCAUGCUGCCCAGGAGCCCGGCGGAACCGGAGCCCGCGGAGGACCGCCUGGAGCCUGACCCGUACUCUUCGCCCCUGGAGACCGACAGCAUGGACCCGUUCGGGAUUGCCAACAAGCUGAGGCUGGUGCGAAGCCCCAGCUUUCAGAAAUAA